CCCGCCCGCCUGAGCCGGCUUUCCCCCCUCGGAGAAGGGCAGACCCCGCUCCCUGUGCUCCUUGCGCCGCGGGACUGCGCGGCCGCGACCUCCGCCACCAUGCCUGUCUUCCACACCCGCACGAUCGAGAGUAUCCUGGAGCCGGUGGCGCAGCAGAUCUCCCACCUGGUCAUCAUGCACGAGGAGGGCGAGGUGGACGGCAAGGCCAUCCCGGACCUCACCGCCCCCGUGGCCGCCGUGCAAGCCGCCGUCAGCAACCUGGUCCGGGUUGGAAAAGAAACUGUUCAGACAACUGAAGACCAGAUUUUGAAGAGGGACAUGCCGCCGGCAUUCAUUAAGGUGGAAAAUGCUUGUACAAAACUUGUCCAGGCAGCUAAGAUGCUCCAAACGGACCCUUAUUCAGUACCUGCUCGUGAUUACCUUAUUGAUGGAUCAAGAGGCAUUCUUUCUGGGACAUCGGACUUACUUCUGACAUUUGACGAGGCUGAGGUCCGUAAAAUCAUCCGUGUCUGCAAAGGAAUUCUAGAAUACUUAACCGUGGCAGAGGUGGUGGAGAGUAUGGAGGACUUGGUGACAUACACAAAGAACCUGGGGCCAGGAAUGACCAAGAUGGCCAAAAUGAUUGAUGAGCGACAGCAAGAGCUGACUCAUCAAGAGCACAGAGUCAUGUUGGUGAACUCCAUGAACACUGUGAAGGAACUGCUGCCCGUUCUUAUUUCAGCUAUGAAAAUUUUUGUCACAACUAAAAAUUCCAAAAGCCAAGGAAUAGAGGAGGCCUUGAAAAACCGCAACUUUACAGUGGAGAAGAUGAGUGGUGAAAUAAAUGAAAUAAUCCGUGUGUUACAGCUCACGUCCUGGGAUGAAGAUGCAUGGGCUAGUAAGGAUACAGAAGCCAUGAAGAGAGCCUUGGCCUUAAUAGAUUCCAAGAUAAACCAGGCCAAGGGCUGGCUUAGGGACCCCAGUGCUCCAGCAGGAGACGCUGGUGAACAAGCCAUAAGGCAGAUCCUGGAUGAAGCAGGGAAAGUUGGAGAGCUGUGUGCAGGCAAAGAACGCAGAGAAAUUCUAGGAACUUGUAAAAUGCUAGGCCAGUUGACUGAUCAAGUGGCUGACCUUCGAGCUAGAGGACAAGGGACUACACCACUAGCCAUGCAGAAGGCUCAGCAAGUGUCCCAAGGUUUGGAUUUACUAACUGCGAAAGUGGAAAAUGCUGCUCGCAAGCUGGACGCCAUGACCAACUCGAAGCAGGCAAUUGCGAAGAAAAUUGAUGCCGCUCAGAGCUGGCUAGCAGAUCCUAAUGGGGGCACUGAAGGAGAAGAACACAUUCGAAGCAUUAUAGCUGAAGCCAGGAAAAUUGCAGAGCUCUGUGACGACCCCAAAGAGAGAGAUGAUAUUUUGCGAUCCCUGGGCGAAAUUUCUGCUCUGACUGCUAAAUUGUCAGACCUCCGGAAACAUGGGAAAGGGGAUUCCCCAGAAGCCCGUGCAUUAGCCAAGCAAAUAGCUACAUCACUUCAGAAUUUGCAGUCUAAAACCAACAGGGCUGUUGCAAACAGCAGGCCCGUAAAGGCAGCUGUCCAUCUGGAAGGGAAGAUUGAGCAAGCUCAAAGAUGGAUAGAUAAUCCCACAGUUGAUGACCGUGGAGUGGGCCAGGCUGCAAUCCGGGGACUUGUGGCUGAAGGUCGCCGUCUUGCCAACGUGAUGAUGGGACCAUACCGUCAAGACUUGCUUGCCAAAUGUGACCGUGUGGAACAGCUUGUGGCCCAGUUAGCUGAUCUGGCAGCAAGAGGUGAAGGAGAAUCUCCUCAAGCCAGGGCAGUGGCUGCUCAGCUGCAGGACUCAUUAAAGGAUCUUAAAUCAAGGAUGCAAGAAGCUAUGACCCAGGAAGUAUCUGAUGUGUUUAGUGACACGACAACUCCAAUCAAAUUGUUGGCAGUAGCAGCCACUGCUCCUCCAGAUGCACCCAACAGGGAUGAGGUCUUUGAUGAAAGGGCGGCCAACUUUGAAAGCCAUGCUGCCAGGCUUGGCGCUACUGCAGACAAGGCAGCUGCAGUUGGGACAGCCAACAAAAGUACUGUGGAAGGCAUACAAGCAACUGUGAAGUCUGCAAGAGAACUCACGCCUCAGGUUGUGUCUGCUGCUCGCAUCCUCCUAAGGAAUCCUGGAAAUCAAGCUGCUUAUGAACACUUUGAGACGAUGAAGAACCAGUGGAUUGACAAUGUGGAAAAAAUGACAGGCCUGGUGGAUGAAGCGAUCGAUACCAAGUCUCUGUUGGAUGCCUCUGAGGAAGCCAUUAAGAAAGACCUGGACAAGUGCAAAGUGGCCAUGGCCAACGUGCAGCCGCAGAUGCUUGUGGCAGGGGCCACCAGCAUUGCCCGGCGAGCAAACCGGAUUUUGUUAGUGGCAAAGAAGGAGGUUGAAAACUCAGAGGAUCCCAAAUUCCGUGAAGCGGUGAAAGAUGCCUCUGAUGACCUGAGCAAAACCAUUUCACCCAUGGUGAUGGAUGCUAAAGCUGUGGCAGGCAAUAUUUCUGAUCCUGGUUUGCAGAAGAACUUCCUGGAUUCUGGAUAUAGGAUUCUGGGAGCUGUGGCCAAAGUCCGAGAAGCCUUCCAGCCCCAGGAACCUGACUUCCCCCCUCCUCCUCCUGACCUUGAGCACCUCCAUCUGGCUGAUGAACUUGCUCCUCCAAAGCCACCUCUGCCAGAAGGUGAGGUUCCUCCUCCCAGGCCUCCUCCUCCUGAGGAGAAGGAUGAAGAGUUCCCAGAGCAGAAGGCUGGUGAGGUGCUUAAUCAGCCCAUGAUGAUGGCUGCCAGGCAGCUACAUGACGAAGCCAGGAAGUGGUCCAGCAAGGGCAAUGACAUCAUUGCUGCUGCUAAGCGGAUGGCCCUUCUGAUGGCUGAGAUGUCACGCUUGGUAAGAGGCGGCAGCGGGAACAAGCGGGCCCUCAUCCAGUGUGCCAAGGACAUCGCCAAAGCUUCGGAUGAAGUGACACGGCUGGCCAAGGAGGUGGCGAAGCAGUGCACGGACAAGCGCAUCCGGACAAACCUUUUGCAGGUCUGUGAGCGGAUCCCAACCAUCAGUACCCAGCUCAAAAUCCUUUCCACUGUCAAAGCAACCAUGUUGGGCCGGACUAACAUCAGUGACGAGGAGUCUGAACAGGCCACUGAGAUGUUGGUUCACAAUGCCCAGAACCUCAUGCAAUCUGUCAAGGAGACGGUUCGAGAAGCCGAGGCUGCCUCUAUUAAGAUUAGGCAGAUGCUGGAUUUACUCUACGCUGGGUCAGAAAAACUCCUUGGUACCAGUAAAGUGUUGCCCCUCCCCAAGGCGUCUUUUAAAAUAAAAUCCCUUGUGAAGCAAAGAGAAUUUCAUAAACCGCUAAAAGGUGCUGCAAAGAUUAAAACUAGCCACUUGAAGCCCCACUCUGAAGGGCUUUAGCAAUGUGUUGAGCUAUCUUUGGGUAUCUAACCUCACCAUAGUUAGUUUCCAAAAUGACUACUUCUUUUUCUCUCUUGCUUGCGAGGGAUUUUUAUAUUUGUGUUUUCAUGAACACUAUAAUGUCAGCCAGGUCGUUGUCCCCCAUCCCCCAUGCAGUUAUGCACAGUAUAUUCCAGUGGUUUCUAUGUGAGGCAAUUUAUGAGGAUUUUACUUUAGCAUGAAUUGAAACUCUGGGACAGUCUUUGUUCACUUACUUCUUAAUUGUGAGGGACAAUCAGAAAACAAGUAGUCCAGCAUUUCCGUUUUCUGUUCCCUUUUCUCUUUCCGAACAGGUGUGUGGCUAAGUGUGUUAAAUUUCCUCCCAAAACUUUCCCUAGGUAGGGGAAAACAGGUGCUGUGCUCAAAAGCUGCUACUACUCGUCCCACCCCCACCCCCAAUAAUGAUCUCUAAGCCAUCAAAAUCUGGGAAUAAAUUUCCCAUAACUAGGAAUAGUCAGUUCAGUGCCUUGUGGUGUUGAAAUUGACUAGUAGUUUGUUGAGAGCAGUUGUUUGUUGGCCUUGGUUGUGGGGACAUAUAAAUUUCCCUGUAUAUCACCUUGGCCAAUAAGAAAGAGCUAGGAGAUGCCAUUUUCUGAAUAUUUAGGUCUCUUUGCUUGCUUGUCCUGCUCUUCUGAUUGUGCUUGCUCAAGACAACAGGAGAAAAUGUGGUUUUAUUUCAAAUUUUACUAUCCUGCUCUUGUUCUAGUAGUAGAAGAGUUUUCUCUCUGUAUUCUAGCUAAUAACCAAAGGGAGGUACUGGAGGUACGAGAGCAGAACGUUUCCCAUGAAGUUUCAUAAAUAAUCCUCUUCAGGCUUUACACAUGCUUCAUAAAUCCAGUCCAUUUUAGUGGAAUCAGCUGUCAAAUAAAGUGGUCUAUUUCAAUUAUGUUAAAAAUACUGAGAAUUGUGCUAAAAUAAGGCUAGACUGUUUUGGCACUACUUUAGGACUGAUAACAAACAGUUGGCUUCUGUAUUUGCACAAAGUGGAUAAUUUCUGGCCCAAUGCACCAGGAAAAUUUCCUGCAGAACCCCCAUGGACACUAAUGAAAGAACACAUUUGUCUUGUGCAGGAGAUGUUCCUACACAAUUUAAUAGCCCCACUUCUGAAUUGCUUUUGAAUUAGCAAAGAAAGUAUGCAUCAAUGCUGCAAUGUCCUGUGCUAUCAUGCAACAAUAAUUGAUGUUCAGAAGACAUACACAUGUGCACUCUAGAUUAAUGGAAGGGUUAGCACUUGUUGACAUGUUAAAACUUCUUACAGUGCGAUGUCCUCUCCCCUGGUGAGAUUUAAAAGGGAAUUUUUUUUUUAAAAAAAAAAAUCUUUUAAUUAAUUUUUUGCAACUGCCAAGAGCAAGGGUACUUGCUUGCUCACUCUUUCGUGACUCCCUGUGCCUGAUGAUUGCUGACUGCACGGUACUCAAUAUUGUCAUCGAGUCUCUGGCAAGUAGUAGCCACAACCAGACGAAAGGGAACGUCACAGCCUUAGCCUGGAUGCCUUUGCCCUUUACUUGGUUUGUGUGAACUCAGAAGGAAAACAAGGCUCUCUAGAGGGCCUUUCAGCUCUUCUUCUGGAAUGUCUUUUACCAACUCAUAGUUCAGCCUCCCAUCGUGAGCUUUUUAAAUCACAAUUUAAUAGCUUGACUUUUGUAUUAAUGCAAUAUUACUAAUGCCUUUAAUUACAUGAUGGUUUAUACCAAAGACUUUUUUUUGUUAAUGAAUGUUUAAAGGAAAGUUCUGAAUCGUAUUUGCCUUGGAUAUUUCUUCAGAAUGUUUGCUAAGCUCAAAAGUCUUUCAUAGAAGUUAAUAUCCUCUACACCUUAUGCAAUUUAUGCUUUCCAGAACACUCUUGUCAAUCAGGCCUAAGAUGAAGCAAACUUGAAUGUUGGUUAGGAGCAUUUUGCCACUAAAUACCUUUGUUUAUAAACCAGAAUUUUGUUGUAUAUGCUAAUAUUUUCAACCUUCUUCUGUUCAAAAAAUAAAAAUAAAAAUGCAUUUGUAUAAAAA
Elgaria multicarinata webbii is the source of this 5469-nucleotide messenger RNA. It is a transcript of the gene VCL, whose product is annotated as vinculin. NCBI's taxonomy places the organism in Eukaryota, Metazoa, Chordata, Lepidosauria, Squamata, Anguidae. Gene Ontology annotation, biological process: cell adhesion. Gene Ontology annotation, molecular function: actin filament binding; alpha-catenin binding; structural molecule activity. The record is from RefSeq and is a predicted model, not a curated record. Gene Ontology annotation, cellular component: cell-cell contact zone; actin cytoskeleton; adherens junction.